GGAAUCCAUUAAAUUAAAGAUUUAAGAAGCCAAAACUACCAAGAAAUGAAGAAAAUGAGUUGGCAAAUGAUUCCUUUACGAACAAAUAAAUAAACCAAUUCUCUAAACCGAUCACUGUUCUCAUCAAAGCCACCACCAUCUUGGUUCCGUGAUCGAAACUUUAGAAAAAGUCUUGUAAGGAUGAAUAAGAGCAUCUCAGACAACGGAGAAACGGUUGCCAAGGGAUCGAUCUGUGGAUAUGAUUCGCUGGAUCAACUCUUAUCCGCAAAUCUGAAGCCUGAGCUCUAUCAGGAGGUAAGUCGAAUACUACUUGGAAGUAACUGUGGCAGACCACUUGAACAUAUUGUUAUACCAGCUUCUGCAAAAGACCUCUCUUCAAAACAUGAUUUUGAUCUCCAGGCUUUUAGCUUUUCAGCUGAUAAAGAGCAAACGAGAAAGCCACGAGUGGUCAGAGUUGGUCUCAUUCAAAACUCCAUUGCUCUUCCAACUACUGCUCCAUUCUUGGACCAAACAAGAGGAAUACACAACAAGUUGAAGCCGAUCAUCGAAGCAGCAGGUGUUGCUGGUGUUAACAUACUCUGCUUACAGGAAGCUUGGACUAUGCCGUUUGCGUUCUGCACAAGGGAGAAGAAAUGGUGUGAGUUUGCAGAGCCUGUCGAUGGCGAAUCGACAAAGUUUCUUCAAGAACUAGCCAAGAAGUAUAACAUGGUGAUUGUGAAUCCUAUCCUCGAAAGAGAUAUGGAUCACGGUGAAGUACUUUGGAACACUGCUGUGAUUAUAGGGAACAAUGGAAACAUCAUUGGCAAACAUAGGAAGAACCACAUACCGAGGGUGGGAGAUUUUAACGAGAGCACGUAUUACAUGGAAGGAGACACUGGACAUCCUGUGUUUGAGACGGUGUUUGGGAAAAUUGCAGUUAACAUAUGUUAUGGAAGACACCAUCCUCUAAACUGGUUAGCUUUUGGUCUUAAUGGUGCUGAGAUUGUCUUCAACCCUUCAGCUACUGUUGGUGAACUCAGUGAACCAAUGUGGCCUAUUGAGGCAAGGAAUGCUGCAAUAGCAAACAGUUACUUUGUGGGGUCCAUCAACCGAGUUGGAACCGAAGUGUUCCCCAAUGCUUUCACCUCAGGGGAUGGGAAACCGCAACACAAUGACUUUGGUCAUUUCUAUGGAUCAAGCCAUUUCUCUGCACCGGAUGCUUCUUGCACACCGUCUUUGUCACGGUACAGAGACGGGUUAUUGAUCUCGGACAUGGAUCUCAAUCUGUGUCGGCAGUACAAAGACAAAUGGGGGUUUAGAAUGACUGCGAGAUAUGAAGUCUAUGCAGAACUUUUGGCUAAGUACUUAAAGCCAGACUUCAAGCCUCAAGUUGUCUCUGACCCAAUGCUCCACAAGAAUUCUUCAUAACAACUAGACUUAUAGUCAUGGUAAAUGGAAUAAGCUCCGAGAAUGUAGGAGCCGUGGUAGUUUGAAUGUUUCUAUGCUUGUUGAAAGUCCUCUGAACAUGUAGGAGGCAGUUGCUUCUGUAAUCAGUUAAUGUCACUCAAGAAAUAAAAACAAUGCAGCUUUUAAUCUCAUCAUUUAACUUUUA
This is a messenger RNA of Brassica rapa (field mustard), 1591 nucleotides long. Its product is annotated as beta-ureidopropionase. The record is from RefSeq and is a predicted model, not a curated record. Lineage: Eukaryota; Viridiplantae; Streptophyta; Magnoliopsida; Brassicales; Brassicaceae. Gene Ontology annotation, molecular function: beta-ureidopropionase activity.